Triticum turgidum subsp. durum (durum wheat) is the source of this 603-nucleotide messenger RNA. NCBI's taxonomy places the organism in Eukaryota, Viridiplantae, Streptophyta, Magnoliopsida, Poales, Poaceae. The record is from the annotation of a GenBank genome assembly.
AUGGCUGGUAUCAAACUUGUAGCACUUGGUUUUGUUGCCCUGCUAGUAGUUGGACUAUCCAAUGCUGCACGGGUAGCUAGAUUGUCUAGUGCAGAGGGGCAAGGUCAGGGAGGGGGAGUGGGAGGUGGAACCGGAACCGGUGCUGGGGCAGGGUCUGGGGGUGGCGAUGGGUCGGCUGGCAGUAGUGUUAGUACGUCUGGGUCGCCGGAUCAUGCCCGGGCUAGUUCCGGUGGUGGUGGUAGUGGUGGCGGCGGUGGUGGUAGUGGUGGCAGUGGGUAUGGCUCUGGGUCAGGGUCAGGAUCUAGCUCAAGUACUAGCCGUGGUGCCGGAAGAGCAUGGAUUGGCGGUGGGCGCACUGACGCCGGAGGUGCUGGCGGUGGUGGAGGUGCCGGAAGAGGAGACGGUGACCAAGGAUCUAGUGGCCAUGGCGACGGGUCUGGCUUUGGAAGCGGCUCCAGCAAGGUGGACAGUGAAGGCUAUUAUGGGGCAACUGGCUAUGCUAACGGUGGCGGCAAUGGUGAUGGUGGAGGUCAUGGCGAAGGUGGUGGAUACGGUAAUGGUGGAGGGAAUGGGUCAGGUUAUGGCAACGGUGAAUUCCCUUAA